AUGUACACUUACAGCAGUAAUCCUAGUGGCAUAACCUACAAUCCUACUACUUCCAAAUACUCAGUCACCUUCGCUGGAAAAACUAUAGAAACUACGCUCACCGACAAAGCCACUGUGACUGAUGAAUGGGUACGUGAAAUUCUUUCUUUACAUGGUAACAGUCCCAUGGUUGUUGUUGGCCUAGACAUUGAGUGGAGACCCCAUGAAAUCAGUUGGAUGAGCAACAAAUCCGCUACAUUACAAUUAUGCAUCGAUCAAAAAUGCCUUAUUCUUCAACUCUUUUAUGUUGACCAACUUCCUGAAUCCCUCAAAGAUUUUCUCAAGAAUACUAAGUUUAUAUUUGUGGGGAUUGAGGUUGCUGAUGAUGUAAAAAAGCUCAAGGAUGAGUAUGGGUUGGAGUGUGGUAAGUGUGCUGAUAUUCGUGCGUUGGCCAAACAGCGUUGGCCAGGGAGGUUUCGUAGACCAGGGUUGAAAGAUCUUGCUCGGGAAGUGGCAAGUUUGAACAUGAAAAAGCCUAAGCAUGUCUGUAUGAGUAACUGGGAGGCAAGGGAGCUGAAUAAUGAUCAGGUUGAGUAUGCUUGCAUAGAUGCUUAUGCUUCCUAUAAGAUUGGGCACAAGCUGUUACUUGAGUAA
Molecule: messenger RNA, 633 nt
Organism: Lycium barbarum (goji berry)
Lineage: Eukaryota; Viridiplantae; Streptophyta; Magnoliopsida; Solanales; Solanaceae
Product: 3'-5' exonuclease-like
Exons: 1
Coding region: 1-633 (210 amino acids)
Biological process (GO): nucleobase-containing compound metabolic process
Cellular component (GO): nucleus; cytoplasm
Molecular function (GO): 3'-5' exonuclease activity; nucleic acid binding
Source: RefSeq, a predicted model, not a curated record